UGAAUGCCGAGGGCAGCGGCAAGCAGCUCUAAGACUGUAUAGAAAAGAGAUAAACAUAGAAUCAGAUCUAUUAUAUUUCUACUGCGCUGUAUGUGUUUAUAGGGAGGAUGGCGUUGGCUUCCUGCGAUUUUCAGGGUCAGUUUAUAUAUGAUAACAAUCAGAUAUGGAAUGGUGCAACAUCACAAACUGGACCAGAAGCGUCUACAGUGCCCCCUGGUGGUCAGUACACAUACUCUGCUCCUGAUUUGACCACGUGCCAAAUAAAGAAUGAAGACACAUCCUGGGACCUAGAAUUCCUGAAAAACAACCGUUUAGAUCUGGCAAUUGAUGUUGGAUACUCCUCAGAGAUGCCAGUCACCCAAGGUCACAUCCUGGGAAUCACUAAUAUGUGCCAGUCUGAUAUCUUCGAUACCCUGCUCCAGUCCUUUGAAAACAAUUGCACAGAUCCUGUAAUUUUAGAUGUACAUUCAGUGGAGGUACCCCAGACUGAGGGAUCAACCAAUAUCAAUCAAUCUAACCAACACAUAGACAUCAAUUACUCCAUGCAGCAAUCUAUGGGGUAUGUGUAUUCACUGCCACCUAAACAAGAUCUCUUAUCAACUGGAAUUCCCAGCACCCACUUCUCUGCAAACCCUGUUCCAAUUUUACCAAAAACAACGUUUUCUGUUCUUGACAGCCAAUCUUACCAGCCUUUUUCCUCCAACAUGUCCUACUACAUAUUACCACAACCAUCCAACCAGAGCAGUACGCAAUCCAUGGCUUAUACACUGAAGGAAAAAAAACGAAAACCAGGAAGACGAACAUCAAACAGAAAUGUCACCUGUCACAGCUGUACCCAUGAUGGAUGUGCCAAAACUUACACCAAGAGCUCACAUCUGAAAGCACAUCUACGUACACACACUGGUGAGAAGCCCUAUGUAUGUGAAUGGGAUGGUUGUGGUUGGAAGUUUGCCCGUUCUGAUGAACUCACCCGCCAUAUACGAAAACACACAGGCGUUCGCCCUUUCCAUUGUUUCAUGUGUGAGCGAACUUUUGCCCGGUCUGACCAUUUGGCUCUGCAUAUGAAAAGACAUGCUGUUAAGGAAACAUUAUGAAGAAUAACAAGAAGGAAAUAAGAAAAAAAAUUGUGGUCAUCAGCUGUAUGUCAGGACUCCUGUUAUUAUAGCACUUUCCGUAACAUUCUGAUAUAUACAUUCUGCUAUAUGUAUAUAAUACCUCCAGAGGUAUACAGGACAUUAAGCCAUGAUUUUUUUUUUUUUGAGUAAUGUUAUUAAAGGGGCCUUUAAAAUCCAGGCUGUUCCUUUU
Bufo bufo (common toad) is the source of this 1305-nucleotide messenger RNA. It is a transcript of the gene KLF1, whose product is annotated as Kruppel like factor 1. The coding region runs from base 108 to 1094 and encodes 328 amino acids. NCBI's taxonomy places the organism in Eukaryota, Metazoa, Chordata, Amphibia, Anura, Bufonidae. Gene Ontology annotation, molecular function: DNA-binding transcription factor activity, RNA polymerase II-specific; RNA polymerase II cis-regulatory region sequence-specific DNA binding. The transcript is spliced from 3 exons. Gene Ontology annotation, biological process: regulation of transcription by RNA polymerase II. The record is from RefSeq and is a predicted model, not a curated record.